AUGGGGAAGAAUAAGCAAAAAGGCAAAAAACAGCAGAAUGUUUUCCAAGUGGCAAACAAACAUCUGAAGGUGAAGAACAAAGCCAAACCCGUCAAGACCUCACUGAAACACAUCAACACACUGAAGAAAGAGAAGGUGGAGAAUCUUAAUCAGAUGUUCACAGAAGUCCAGAGGGAUGUGAAAAGUAUAUCCAAGUCGGUUGCGGUUGAGCCCAUGAAGAAAGCGCCGGUCGUCAAAGAGGCCCCCAAAGAGGCGGUGAACGUGGACAGCGCGGCUCAACUUUUCUCUCAGCUGUAA
This is a messenger RNA of Knipowitschia caucasica, 297 nucleotides long. The record is from the annotation of a GenBank genome assembly. NCBI's taxonomy places the organism in Eukaryota, Metazoa, Chordata, Actinopteri, Gobiiformes, Gobiidae.